ACCAGUCCAGUGCGGAGCGUGGACCCUCCGUCGUCAUGUACGCGCUGAUACUGUUGAUAACAUGUCUCUUAGGGCCAAUACCCUCACACGCCACGAUUGAAAAUGGAGGUGAGGUAUGGGGUUGGCUGAUGCCCCGGGAUCGCGUCCUGGAGAGGUUUAACCAAGUGAGGAAGAUCCUUCUGCCCGUGCCGGAGCAGCAACUGGAGGAGGCUCUGUACCACAUCGGCUCCUACUACAUACCUAUCGACUCUGAGACGGAGAUCUGUCGCAACCACAGCAACUACUUCUUUGAGAGCUUCCUCAAGAAGGACUUCUGGGCGUUGACAAUGAUCGACGCCAGCAGUAAGAUCCCAGCAGGUAUCCUGGAUGGCCGGAUGAUGGACCUCGGCAGCUACGACGAGUGUAUCAGGGCAGAGGAGCCAGAGGGGAGGUUCCGAGGACAAUAUUGCCUAGUAGAAACCGAGGGAAUCCUGCCUAGGGACCUCACUGCCCGCUUGAACCCGGAGAGUCCGUUCCUGGAAACUAUCCGGAGCGACUUGGCGUUCGCAGUGUGUGUUCCGUCCUCCUGUACCGCUAGAGAUGUCAAGGUUCACAUGGACGUCGCUCUCAACUCUGUCAACGCCAGUGCUAUCAUACACCCUCACAGCUGCUCUACCUCCGUACCUCUGCCAUACACCGCUGCCGAGAUAGUCUCAAUAUUCAUCAUUAUUGUCAUACUAGUGAUGAUAGUUCUCAGCACGAUAUACGACUCUAGAUGCAAAGAAUCAGACCGCAACGGACUGCUAGCAGCAUGGUCGCUAGGAGCUAACAUCGGUCAGAUGGUGGACACCUCCACCACGACCGCUGCCAUCACAUACCGCAACGGACUGCUAGCAGCAUGGUCGCUAGGAGCUAACAUUGGUCAGAUGGUGAACACCUCCACCACGACCGCUGCCAUCACAUACCGCAACGGACUGCUAGCAGCAUGGUCGCUAGGAGCUAACAUUGGUCAGAUGGUGGACACCUCCACCACGACCGCUGCCAUCACAUACCGCAACGGACUGCUAGCAGCAUGGUCGCUAGGAGCUAACAUUGGUCAGAUGGUGGACACCUCCACCACGACCGCUGCCAUCACAUACCGCAACGGACUGCUAGCAGCAUGGUCGCUAGGAGCUAACAUUGGUCAGAUGGUGAACACCUCCACCACGACCGCUGCCAUCACAUACCGCAACGGACUGCUAGCAGCAUGGUCGCUAGGAGCUAACAUUGGUCAGAUGGUGAACACCUCCACCACGACCGCUGCCAUCACAUACCGCAACGGACUGCUAGCAGCAUGGUCGCUAGGAGCUAACAUCGGUCAGAUGGUGAACACCUCCACCACGACCGCUGCCAUCACAUACCGCAACGGACUGCUAGCAGCAUGGUCGCUAGGAGCUAACAUUGGUCAGAUGGUGGACACCUCCACCACGACCGCUGCCAUCACAUACCGCAACGGACUGCUAGCAGCAUGGUCGCUAGGAGCUAACAUUGGUCAGAUGGUGAACACCUCCACCACGACCGCUGCCAUCACGUGUUUGAAUGGUCUACGAGUGAUCGCCAUGCUCUGGGUCAUCAUUGGUCACCGCACGCUUCACUUAUUAAGCUUUCCAUCUCUACGAUACCGUGCCAUACCAGAGAUGAUUGACGUGUUGGAAAUGGCUCCUAUAGAGAACACCCAACUGUCAGUGGAGAUAUUCUUCUUAAUGUCAGGAGUGUUGGUGGCUUACGGCCUCUUCCGCUACUUGGACAAGGGCAAGAAGUUCAACCUAGUACAGUUCUAUGUCUACAGAUAUUUGAGACUCACCCCUACACUGGCUGCGCUGGUGUUAUUACAAGCCACCAUACUCAGGCGAGCCACUGAUGGUCCUCUCUGGCGUAGGAUGUUCUAUGACUACCAACACAACUGCCAGACCAACUGGUGGUCUACUCUGCUUUACAUAGCUAACUAUGUCAAUCCAGUGUCUAUGUGUGUUCCUCAGGCGUGGUACCUGUGUGCAGACUUCCAGCUGUACGUGUUGUCUCCGCUGGUGUUGCUCCCACUGUGGCGCCGUCCUCGAGUAGGCCUCACCAUCACUGCAGUGCUAGCUACCCUCACUACAGUUGCUGCUCUCAUCAACGCUUACACGGAGGAGCUCAAGGCUGGAGGAGCUGUCACACUUGAUCGCAGGACGGAGGUAAACAACACCAAAGACUACAUUAUCACCCAUCUCCGAGCUUUCUCAUUUUUGCUGGGAUUGGCACUUGGCUACCUUUUGUUCCUCAUCAAAAAAGGAAAGAUCAUCAUCAAGCUACCUACAUGGAAGCUCUGGGUUGGUUGGGUUGUCUCAGUCUUUUUUAUAUUAUUCAGCAUCUUCUUUGUCAACUACUUCCUGGCUCCCUCGUACGUGUACAACCCCAUUGUAGACACUGUUUACCACAUACUCCACAGACAUCUGCUGGCUCUGGGCUUCUCAUGGAUCAUCCUAGUGUGUACUCUAGGAUAUGGAGGAUUUGUAGACAAGUUCCUGUCUUGGAGAGGUUGGAUUCCCAUGGCUAGACUGACAUACUGUGCCUACCUCACUCAUGUGUUCAUUCAGAACUCACAAACUAACAGCAUGAGGACUACCACGUCUCUGCAUUCCACCUACGUGAUAUAUUUCCUCUUCGCAGCAGACACAGUGAUCAGUUUCCUGUCGGCUGCAGCUCUAUACCUCAUUGUGGAAGCUCCUGUAGCUAAUAUCACCUCUUACUUUUUUGAAGGAAAUAAAAAACCAAAGAACAGUGAAGACACAUCAAACAACGCACCGACCCUUCCUGUCUUCAAAUAUAAAUCGUCUUCGUGACAAAUUGCUUCAAAAAAUUAAUCAGCCCAUUCAGCCCAAUAUACUAGUCUUGGAUAUAUGUGCACACAUGACCAAUGUGAAACUAGUAUUUGCAGACAUCACAUAGGCUACAUGUUAUUUAUAAGUAGACUAAACCUACACCUGAAUACCUGAUGGACAAGUAUAUGGUAUUCAGAUUAAUGUCCAUGGAGUUAGGGGCUCAGUGUGCAUAUUCUCUAAAGUUUACAAACAAGCCAAAAUACUCUUAUUGUAACUGGUAUUGUAACUUGUAUUGUUAUUGUAACAUUGAAAAAUCUUUAAAAUCACUAAUUCUUACAUACCUCAACAACGGUUGAAUAAUUUUUGAGUUCAUUGAUAAUUUUAUUUGAUUGAGGUAAUAUUUAAAUAAAUAAUUAAUUAAUUAAAAGCUAAGUGUUGUAAGAUCACCUCAGCAGCAAUAGAAUGAUGUUUUUACUUUUUUCUCUUCAUUUUAUAAUAAGUUAGAGUGAAGUUUUAGUGUUUUAUGUUAUUUUUUAUAAAUGUUUGAUGAUGUGUACUUAACUACUUACUCAAAUGUAUUUUCUAUAGUCUGUUAGUUUUUAAAACUGGGAUUUUAAUGCACACAUAUUAUAUUUUAUAAAUAUUUAAUACUAUGCACCAAUUUUAAGUAACCAUUUGGCUAUACCACAUUUUUAAACACGCAUAUAAGAAUGCCAAUUAGAUAAUUUAGUUAAUAAUAUCCAUUGUUGAAUCAGGUACAAAUAGAAGAAUCUCAAAAGUGUUAACUCAUAACAACACAAAUUAAACCCAAAUGAUUGAACACUUAAAUUUUAGAGAUAAUAAUUGAUUAGAAACAAUAAGAGGUACUUAAGGAAUUCUUAAUCAAGUUAUUCCUAAAGCUGGGUUUCCUAGGCGCGGAAAUGGUGAGCGGAGAGAGGAAUGUGGAGAGCGGACUCGACUUGUCUUAGGUAGUUUAAUGUUACUGUUUUCCUAGAAGCGGAGCGGAACACCAUGUUAAUCUCUUUUCUGCUCUCCGCUUCCGCGCCUAGGAAAACCCAGCUUAACUGACAGAUAACUGCCUAAUCUAAUAGUUUAUAGUAAGUUUAUUAGUAGUUUAUCAAGCUGAAACAGCUUAUAAUUAUUUAAAUUGCAUUGUACUUCCUAUUACAAUAUGAUUAAGAAGACUAAUCCCUGCUGUUGCAAAUGUACAUAUAAAUAGAUUCACCAAAUGUUAAUUAAAUAUUUGUAAAUAAAUAUUUCUAUAAGAAAAAGUU
This is a messenger RNA of Macrosteles quadrilineatus (aster leafhopper), 4093 nucleotides long. RefSeq names its product nose resistant to fluoxetine protein 6-like. Bases 36 to 2840 code for a protein of 934 amino acids. The record is from RefSeq and is a predicted model, not a curated record. NCBI's taxonomy places the organism in Eukaryota, Metazoa, Arthropoda, Insecta, Hemiptera, Cicadellidae. Gene Ontology annotation, molecular function: acyltransferase activity, transferring groups other than amino-acyl groups. The transcript is spliced from 22 exons.